GCUCCCGCCGCCCCUGCCCGGCCCGGAGCCGGGAGGCUGCCGGAGCGCUGCCCGGGCGCGCCGGGGAGGGAAGGCAGCGCGACGCUCGGCUGCCUGGAUGACAGCGCCGGCGACAAAAGCAGGCGAGUGAAUGGCAAGGCUGGCAGAGAGAAGCCGAGGUGUCUCCGAAGCCAAGAUGCCAGUGACUGUCGGCGAAGUGUGCUGAGGGAGAGACCCGUGCGUGCCCGCGUUCCCAGAGCCAGCCGGGGAGUGGAUGUUUUAACCACGAUUUCAAACAGCAGCAGGAGCAGCAGCAGCAGCAGCAAGUAGCAGUUGCAGCAGCAGCAACAACAACAACAACAGAUUGCUCCCCCCGUCGUGCUCCCUCCCUUUCGACCCCGCUUUAAACCCAAGCAAGUGACCGGCCGUCCAGACGAUGAUGCUCUUGCUGAGCCACUGACAAAGAAAAGGGAAGUCACCCAUUCCUGAACCCGGGACAACUGGCUUCUUGCAAGUGGGAGACGUCAGGCUGUUGAACUUUUCUGUCCUGUGAUGAUGCUGUAGUGAGCUUGCUGAUCUGAAAGCCAUCUCUUCUGGAUUUCUGAGCGGGCCAGAUUGAAAGAGAUUAAUGGACUGAUCAGCCAUCAGGUCUCUUCAGGGGGGAUACAUCCCUUCAGCCCCUGUCGCCCGGGUGCUCGCGGUGAGGGGAGCAGGACAUCUUUGUGUAGGUGGGUCACUGGUGGAAGGCUGUGUUUCUCCUCACUAGGUCUCCUCUGCAGAGAAGAGGCAGAUGAGACCCCAAGACUGCCUCGAGGGCAGAACUUUGUAGUGCUCUCAGCAUCCCUCUGCAGCGUGGAUGUGAGCCACGGGAGUUGGGGAUGUUUGAGGCAGUCUCUGCCAAGUGACACCUAGCAGCUGCUUCGGAGGUUUGUGCGUGGUCUCACCCCCAACGGCUUUGCCUGUUGUGAAGAUGUCCAUGGUGUUUCUGUGAAGCUGAGGCAUGGCUGCUGGAAGGUUACUGCUCUAUGCUGGCCUCUCUUUAGCUCUGUGUGCCCUUGGCAUGCUGGCUGUGGCAAUCUGCUCUGACCAUUGGUACGAAACUGAUGCCAGGAAGCACAGAGAGAGGUGCAAGAGCAUCACCACUAAGAGAAAUGAUCCUGGCUUCAUUUACAACUCCAACAACAACCUGCCUCUCAGGGCCAGCAGGUCUAGGUUGGACCGCUGGGAAGGGAAACUCCUCUUGGCAAGAAACAGGAGGCAGAUCUUUGCUAUGAGCGCAGUCGAUGAGUGCAACAGACAGUACAACUCCACCAAUAUGGGGCUCUGGAGGAAAUGCCACCGACAAGGAUUCGACCAAGAGCUGGAGGAGCUGAUUGCCAAAGGAGCAAUUGAGCGGUGCUCGUACAUCAAGUACCACUACUCCUCAGCCACCAUCCCCAAGAACCUUACCUACAACAUCACCAAGACAAUCCGCCAGGAUGAGUGGCACGCCUUGCAUCUGCGCAGGAUGACAGCUGGCUUCAUGGGCAUGGCUGUGGCCAUCAUCCUCUUUGGAUGGAUUAUCGGCGUGCUGGGGUGCUGUUGGGAUCGAGGCCUUAUGCAGUAUGUGGCAGGGCUUCUCUUCCUCAUGGGAGGAACCUUCUGCAUCAUUUCACUGUGCACGUGCGUGGCUGGAAUCAACUUUGAGCUCUCCCGCUACCCCCGCUACCUGUACGGACUUCCCGACGACAUCAGCCAUGGCUAUGGCUGGUCCAUGUUCUGUGCGUGGGGGGGCCUGGGCCUCACUCUGAUCUCUGGCUUCUUCUGCACUCUGGCCCCUUCUGUCCAACCUGUCCCCAGGACCAACUGCCCCAAAUCUAGACCUGAGAAUGGGACAGUGUGCUAAAACAAAUAGCAAACAAGUACACACACACAGACAUAUAUAUAUAUAUGCCUAUGUAUGCCUAUACAUGCAUAUAUAUGUAUAUAUAAUUAUAUAUAUAUAAAAUCUCAAAUUAAUGCCAGUGCCAAGGUAGAGCUGAGUCCAACAUGGCACUCACAUCUCCACUGGACUCUGUGUUGCUUCAUUCUUUCUCACAGCGAUGGGAAAGCUUUUCUCUCACGUGGCUCUUCCAUCCAACUCUUAACUUCAGCAUCAUACCUUAGAGGUCAAAUGAACCUACAGUUGCAUCUACCUACUGCCAUUUGGGAGGGGGAACAGGGGAUCCAUGUGGGGAAUCUGGAACCAGAAUCUGUACAGGACAUGGUGGGGGCAGAGGCAUGGGGGGGAUGACACAAAAAGCAUGUCCACUGCAGCCAGAAGGGAAAAUGCAAACAGAAAGCAAAGGAACAAAUGAAGCAUUUGAGCCACUUCAGCAACGUACCUCCUCAAGGCUAUUAUGAGAAACCCAUCCACUUUCUUUUUCUUUCUAAAACAAAAUUACAGGAGCUUGUCCUGUCAUUGGUUUUGGGGUUUUGGUUUUUUUUUUUUUUUCUCCUUAAAACGCAGAAAACAAAAUGGACAGAAUGUGUGAGGAAAAGUAGAAAAGCAUUUUCUCUUUGCCUGCCAAACUUUAGAGAGAUGCAAACAAGUGAAAAUAAUGAUAAUAAUUAAUAUUAAUAAAAUACAUCUAAGAAAAUAAAACCAGAAAACAAUAAAAAACUCCAAGAGGACAUCUCAGCGGACUUUCCAACAAUGCGGUUUUAAUCUUCCAGCUGCCUUACAUCCAGGCUUACAACCAAGGCUGAACUGCUAAUGUAAAUGCAGCAGAAGGCCUUUUGAAAAUGCUGUGAUACAUGUGUGUAUAACUUUUUCUUCCCUCUUACUUUAUUUAUUUUUUUUAACAAAAAAGAAAAAUUUAAAACAUUGCAAUGUGAUUGUCCACUGAACCAUCCAUGCUGUGUUUGUGGCCCAAGACUGAGGCACCGCAACGGCAGAAGUGGGAGGAAAGCCGUCAGGUCGGAGACAGCGCAUCUUCUCUGGUGGAUUUCAAGAGGUUGUUUUUUUUUUCACGGAGCUUCGGGAUGGUGGAUCCAGGGGAAGACUGGCCAAGGAGAAGGGAGGUGGGGGGAGGCCUGGUAGUUGUUCUUCCCAGGGAUUUGCUGGAAUGGGAUUUCAUGAAGUUUCUGCUUUGGAUGUUUGAGACAACUGGGCAAAAGCCAUUGUGGAGGAGGGAAAGGGAGCUAAUUUCUGUAAGAGAGAAGUAAGAGAUGCCUCUCAUUUUGUUCAUGUAUGCCAAAUAAGACCUUCCCACAUCUUGUCUUUGGAAACUGCCUGGUUCACUGGACAUUUCUCUCCAUCUGGGAGAACUGUGUACAGAUGGAUGUGAAAGGGUCAGAUGCAGAGAACAGAGAUCCAUUUCCCAUGAGCUUAAGCAUUGUAUGAUAUAACUGUGAAUCUGCAAAUGGAACUCUCUCUCUUUUUUUGGUCUUUCUCUUUUUCCUGCUACUCCUCUUCCUAUUGUCUCCUUUUUCCUUCCCUCUGCUCUUCCCAUCGUUCAGGUCAUAGGUCCCAGAAGAGCUAAAGGAACAGCUAAGUCUGGAGAGGUGGGUGAGUGCCGUAAGAGGAAGCAAAGCAUUUUGGCUGUGAGGACAAUGGGUCCUUGCAGGGUACCAGUGGCUGAGGGAAAGGUGGGGAAGAAGGGCCAAGGAUGUAGCCAAAGGGCCUCUGAAGAAGGAUAACUGAAUUGCCAUAUAUAGGAGUGAGGGCACCACUGACAAAUAUGCAGGCAAAGGGAGACAGGGCAAAGAAAAAAGGUCUCCCCAAAACCAAUCCAACCCAACAUGCUCUUAAUUCAGGGAAAGUACCAGCAAUCCUUUCUUAUGUGAUAGCUGCAUGGUAUCAGUCCUCAUAAGUCAAUAAAAAGUCAUAUUCUCCAUCUAAAAAAAUCUCACCAGGAGGAGGAGCCUGUGCCUGCUGCACAGAAAUGCAGGCAUUAAUUUCCAGGUCAUGCCAUUUACACAGCUGGUGAAAAACAGUAUUGCUUGGUUUAAAAACAUCCAGCUAACAAAUAAUUCUUACACAUGUAGCUUUAUUAACAGUGCUCAAAGAAAUGAAGUUUCUGGAGGGCAUGUUGGAGUAGGGUAGAUUUGGGUUUCUUCCAUUCUUGCUCAACUACCUAGCUUUUGCUUUCUGUUGUCUACAGAUUCCCCAAACAUGCCAAUGCCAGCUGCUAAGUCAGUGUGUUGCCACUGAAGUGCCAUUCCUGUCAACUGAAGUUUCACAAUUUCAUUUUCCAUUAGAUGUGACCAGAGAAAUUACUUACUUAUUCGAGUUGAAAAUACAAGCCUUUUGAAGAAACUUCCUUUUAAAGCAGAUUGUUUUAUUUAUUUUUUUCUGGGAAGGUUCUCAAAUAGAGUGGUUUUGAAAAGUUUUGAAAUCAUUUGACUGCAAGUGCCUACUUGGUAAGGAGGUUGAUGAAUUACCAUUGAACAGAAGAAGGAAAUUUAAAACAAAAACAGCCUUGGAAAGCUAAAUGAAACCUGAAUGCAGAAAACCAAUAACUGGAAACCAAAAAAGACCUAUAAAAAUUGUCCAUUUCUUCAAAGCAUGAAAAAUUUUGAAAGAAACAACUUCUCGGUAAGAAAUUAUUAGGAAAAUUACAGCUGUUUCAUUAAAACAGCUUUGAAUGCAAACUUUCUUCCUCCUCUGCAGUGCAGAAUGCGAUAGGAAAGGUGUUUCAUGUGAAUACAGAUAUCUGGAGUGACACAGGUAAACCAGAUUCUCAGAGGUACCUAUCUGGAGUCCACUAUCAGGCCCUGUGGCAGGCAAAGCAGUACAGCAGCUCCUGCGAUGAUGUGUGUGGUCCAUGAGUGUUCACAGGGCGUAUUCUUCUACAGAUACAGUUUUGAAAGAGGUGCAGCAGGAAGAUUUAAAGAAAUGGAAGUAAUUUUGCUGUUUGAUGGAUUUUCAAAGGUUUCCUUUUUUUCUGCAGCUGGCAUAAAAACAGUUUUGCCUUGAUGAAGUAUUCUCUGAUGGUGUUGGUUUACAAGCUGUAUAUAAGCCUGUGUGUCCGUCUGUGUGUGGCAGUGGUGAAGAGGGUUAUGAUUACUUUUAUUUACAACAGAAAAGUGUUGACCCUGAAUCUUUGGGCCAGUUCUGUGAUUUCCAUUUGCUCUAGCAUAGAGUCUGUAAGGCCUGUGUGGCUGUGGAGCAUCUUAAAAGCUAUGGGAAUGUCUGAAGCAGCAGGUGAUCAUAUCACCUUAAUCUCCAACUGGACCCCCAAAAGGACCAUUUGUCCAAACACCAGUUCUCUCAUCAUUGCUUUAAGUAAGGGCAGAACCCUUUUGGGAGAUUGUGAUCUUCCCUCUGUGCUUCUCAAAGAACUGGGAGGAGUCCUAUGUGCUUCCAUACCCCUGAAUAGGGGUCUCAGCCCCACCACGCCUUCUGUCGGCUCAGACUUGUCUUUAGAGCAGGGUUGAUCCAGAAUACAUCCAGAUCCAAAUUUGUGAUGCUUAGUGAGCUGAAGCACACUCACAACUACUCUGAGUUUCUGCAUUUCAGGGAGGCUUUGAAGUAUCUUUCUGAACAGAAAUGGAAGCUUUUUGACUAGUGCGUGGUUUCUUAGUUGGAGGAGCACCUAAUUAGAAAUCUGUUAUCAGUGAUCCCAGCAUCAUGGGGCUUGACCCUUUCCCUCAGAACUUCUCUGGCCAAGUGCCUAAGCAUGUGCUUUACUUGGAGCAUGUGACUAAUCCCCUUAACUUUGGUUGACUACUCAUAUGCUUAAAGUCAAGAAUGUGCUUUCCUGGAUGACAUUCAGCUUCCUGCAGAGUCCAGCCCACGCUCUUCUUUUCCCAUCAUUCCCUUGUAGCUCAGGUGACACUCUGUCCUAGCCUGAGCAACCAGUAUGUUCUUGGUCUCCCUUUCUGUGAGGUGGAAAUACAGGAUCCAUAUUUGGCAGGCUCUUCCCCACAUGUAGCCUUUCAUGUUGCACUUCUGGGACAACACAUCUCUAUGCUCCAGAGACCACAGAGCCACUGGAGUGCAGUGAACACAGAUAUCCUAAAAUGCCCAUCCUAAGGAUGCAGGAUGAAUUGGCUCAAGCCACUGUGAUCUGCAGGCUGAUGUUUUGUGUGUAGUGACUCCAUUGUGUUGCCCUGUGACUGUAACGAGUUAGCUACAGGGGUUCUGCUGUCUGUCCCUGCUGGGACACUACAUGUGAAGGGGCUGUGUGGCAGGAGCACAUGUGCCCUGUAUCCUAUGUACCCUAUAGACACCUCCUUCCUCAAGCUAAAGCUGUUUGUAUGUUAAAUUUCCUGACCCAUAUUAGCCACCUGUAUAUAUCAUCUAUCCCUUCUUGCUCUCUGCAAACACACAACUUAUCUUUCCUCAUUUAAAUACUACAAUCCCUCCAGUUCUUCUUCUAGUUGGGCUUUUUUUUUCCUUCUACCCCAGUUGCAAGUGGAUCACAAACCACCAGUGACCAGAGAAAUUUCUUUGAAAUAUUGCUUUUGAAAAAUUGUCAUUACUUUUUAAAAUGUUAUUCCAGCUGCAAUAACAAAUGAAAGGGGAGAAAAGCAUCCUCAGAGUCCUCUAAAGAGAGGAUCCUCAUCCUUCCCAGAGUGAAUUGUGAGAGUGCAGGUAUUCCGCUUUCCGGUGCAUGCAAUUCAUUUGGGACCAUUUUUAUCUAUGGCACAUUAGCUGUGCAGUUCAUUGGAUGGUGAAUAAAGCAAAGUUGGUGAAGGAGAGGAUUGAUGUGCAGGGGGGAUCUCAGGUUCCCAAGCAUUCCUGGAAGACUGUGUCUCCACGGCUGUCCAUUUACCCACCAUGCAGCACCUCCAAAUCAGGCUCCUCCCUGGAGCCCCACUGAUAAGCAGAGCUCAGAAGAAAAUCACUGUAAUCUGUCCUUAAUUCUUGAGUGCCACACUAACUGCCAGCAGCAAAAUGGAGGGAAAAGAAUAUGUUACCAAGUAUAGCUUAAAUAAAGACAUGCAUUAUUCAGGCCCUUUCUUCUGUGUGUCUCUACAUAGGCCUACAAGGGCUACAGGAGUGCUCAGGCACAUUCACAAGAACCAACACUGCAUUUCCUUGCUCCCAGGUUUCCCACUCCUUCGUGGUCCACGCUGCUGUGCUCAUCCAGCCAGCAAGGGAAGACUCAAGGUGAAAAACUGAGACAGCUCUGAAUGUUUGCCAGGUACCAAAAGAGUAAAAAAUGGGCAUGAAACACAAACAGCAUGCAAAGAUUAGUGACAGAUGAAUUUCCAAGGUCAGGAACCAAAGUUCAAAAAAGCCUAAACUUUGAUUGCAAACUCCAGGCCAGAUCCAUAAAAUCUUGAUUCUGCCAGUCUAAGGUGAAAACUCAAAAACCAGGGCUUAGCUCAAAACUUACAGUCCCACUGUUUCCAGUUACAGCCAGGAAUAUAAUGCAACUAUUCCAUAGUCUGUUGAGGUUCAUAGAAAGCUCAGGUGCCUUAGAAAAUAUUUUAGUGCUGUCUUGGUUAACACUGAAAAUGAAAUGUGUGCUUGCACACUCACAGUAUCUCUUCUUUGGCUUUAGAAAGAAAGUCAUCAGAUGCUACCUCCCCUCCCUCCCUUUCAGCCCCCAACUCUGAUUUCAGGUUUCCAUCCUGUCUGCCCCACUACACCCCAAUCCUACAGCCUUCUUCAGAGCCUUAGUUAUAGAUUGCAACCUUUUUACAACAAAUGCUGCUGGUGCCCGGGGGCUCUGACAAGCUCCUUGUUGACAUUAGUGGGAGAACUGGAGCCUGGUACUGUGCUGUCAAUUGAAUUGCAGUACGCCUUGCACAUGUUUAGGAUUUAGCUUGGAGAAAGAGUCUGGAUGACUGCCUCAGUAUAGGCUGCAACAGGGAAAUGAAAUGCUGGUCACCUCUAGUAAAGCACUCCAGAAUCACAGAUCAAUUGUCCUUCCCUUGCUCAGGGAAGACUUUCAGUGAAAAUAUCAGUCUCAGAUAGGUUAUCUCCAGGGGAAAGUGGGGGAGUGAAAAAAAGGAGACCCAACAGCAGUUGCUAUAGGUCAAAAUUGGUAGAAUUCUGUGAGGAUAAUCCAAUGUCACCCACAGCAUCAUCAGCAGGAAUUGUCAGUCCCUUGUGGGACUGCACUUUUAUAUUUUUCCUUCACUGAUUUAACACUCCUGCACAGUGGCAAAAACUGACUUCAAAAGUUUUCUUGCAUACAGUGUGUUCACAUGGGCACCCUCAUGCCCUUCUUUCCUUAAACACACACAUGUGCACAUUCCACAAGAUGUGGAUGCCAGGAACCUUUAAAAGUGUCCUACAUAGAGAGAAAAUACAUAGCAAAAUGCAGCAUAAUUGUUUUCCAUUCUUUUAUACUCAACUCAGGAGUCGCAAUGCAAUUCAGAUGCCAUCUGUGUCUGUGUUAGGUUGUGCGUGCAGAUCACAUGGAAACUCUCUGCUGAAGAUGCAUGAGGAAGCACAGUACAACUGGGGUAAAUUUGGUAUUUUCCAUCAAAAAGUAUUUGGAUAUUUAAGGAAGAGUUGCCAAUGUAUCCCCUCCAAAGCAGAAAUGUUUAUGAUCUCUUAGUGUAACAAUCCCACUGUGCCAAGAGGCAGUGCUAUGGCAGGACACCCUGAGUCUACAGAGGGUUUGUGUGGGCUGUCAGCAGCAUGAAGACUGCAGUUAAAGCUGCUGGGCACAGCAGGGAGCUUCACAUCCCGUGGAUCUGAGCCCUACCUCUGGCAGCAGGACACAGGAAUACCUCUGUAAAGGCAAUUCCUUCAAGUGGCCUUGUUACUAUGCUGGCAGGUCAGAAAUACCCAAGCAGUAACAGUGAUUCUGCAGUAGGUGAAAUAAAGAAUAAUGUCUUCAAAAACCUGAGGAUUUUGCCCCAGUUUCAAAAUGAUGUAGACUCCAAGGAGUGUGAAUCAGUCAUGUCUUAGUCUCAUGGGGCCAGAUACACAAAACAGCCUCAGCAUCCAAUUCUUCCUUAGAUGGUGAAUAAAACACUAAAUACCUUUGGUGCCUACAUAUUUUUUUUAAAAAAACAUAUAUGCUCCUAAUUUGCUUAAGCUCUUGUGAUGUUUUAUCUCAAGAAGAGUUUUCUUCUGGCAGUAGAGCAUAAGGCUGUAUUUUUUUUACAGAGUUAUUAACAAUAUAGAUCAUAAGAAAAAUGUUUGAGUAAUCAAAACAACAAAAGUGCAGCCUUAGACUAUUCAGUUAGAGCAUACUGAAUUAUUUAUAACUCCUGGGCACCAACAGCAAUCACAGAUAUCUAAUUUAAACUGUUACUAUUUUUACUUUGCAAUUUCCAUCACUUAGAGUGUUUAUAUCUAUGUAUUUGUGGUUUGAUCUUUUGCAGGACAAAAUUUCCCCUACUUACACAGAAAAGCAUAUUUGGGAACUUUUGAAGGUAUUUUUCUGCAUUAACUUAAAUUAUUUUAGAGCAUUUUGAGGCUUAGUAUGACAGACUUUACAACUUUGGAAACUGUAAACUGUACCUAAAGUGGGCUUGAACUUUCAGUUCAUUCUCAAGUAAAAUUCUCUUUGAUUAGAGGUCAUUGGAAUCAAGGAGAAAUGUGCUUCAUUAGCAGAUAUAAGACUGGGUCCUAUUUAUGUGUAUGUGUGAUGAGGGGACUUAGGUAAGGGGGCUGCACUUACAUGUCAGCCCACUUAAGGAUCUUUUGCAUAGAUGCAGGAAAAGUCACUGCUAAGUCACUCUAACUUUCUACCAAUCUCCUUUUGUAAAAAACAACCAUUAUACUUGUGUGUGGCUGGAAUAAAUCAGUAGUAAAUGUAGCCCAUGGGCUGACACACAUAUACUUGUAAAUAUGUGUAUAUUUGUAUAUAUAUUUGUAAAUUUAUGAAAAAUGUCCAUAUCUUCAUGAUUGCCUGAAAUAACCUGAGGUUGAUGUACAGAAUUUCAGGCAAAGGACUGUUUCUUUUUCACAAUCCUCACAUAUCUCAGAUUUAAACCAAAACAAAUGAAAAAGUACUAUUUCCCAGGAAAAUCCUAAUUUUGCCAUUGCACCAGUUGAGGAGGGGUACCACACUAAAGUCGGCAGCAUGCACAUCCACACAUGUACAUCCAGUCAAAGGACUGGGUCUCAAGGGCUUUUUUAAGGAAAAGGAAUAGACUGAAAAAGCGAUGGUAGAAUUCUGUUCAGCAUUAGCUCUCUCAAUUGAUUCUCUUGUCCUUUAUUGGGAGGCCCUUGUAUGGAUGCUGUUGUUCUCAUUAGGUGUACAUUUGGGAGAAGCACUUUUGUGGGUGACACUGAGCUGCCCAAAGGCCGGGAUCUUCUGACCUGCCUUUGUCCCCAUUAACCUUCGGCACUUAACUGAGGUCAUUAUGUUAAUGGGCUCAUCUCCCUUGGCUUCUUGUACAGGCAGUGAAGAGAGACAGUUGCUUACAGGUGGUGACCCAGCAAAAUUGACAUCUAAGUCACCUUUAGGAGCUCCUUCUUGCUUCAUGGAGUGACCACUCACCUAUCUUGGGUGAUCACAAGAUCUUAAAAGAUCUUAAAUCCUGGUGAGGUGAAUCAGGUACCUAGUGCAGAAGAGCAUCCAUAUGGAGAUCAGCUGUGUCUGUGUGCUUUGGGUGCGUGUCCUGGGCUCACCUGUAAAACAGAGGUGUUCAUUGUGAAAGCCUGUUGGAACAAAAAGAGAUGUUCACAAUAGCCUAUCCCUGCCAAAAUGCAACAUGACUGCAAAGGAUAGGGCUUGUCCCAACCCCUGGAAAUAGCAUUUGAGGUGAGUGCCUUGUGGUGGCCUCCAGGCACGGACGACUGGGUGGUCCCAGUGCUGGAGGUCAGAGGUCUUUGGUCUGAACUCUUCACCUUUCUCCGCCAGUCCUGGGCAUUGCUGAAGCAGUUCAAAGAGUGAAUUUACAUCUUAUGAGUUUGAGCAGCUGAGCUGUUCAAAGGUUACUUUUCUUGCUUUAUCCCUGAAAAAGUCAUCUAGCUGGUAGUGAUAAUCAAAAAAUUCUCCUUCAAGAUACAGUCUGGGUAGUUUCAUAUUCUUUUUUUCAAUGUUAAUAACUGCUUUACAAACAGCUUACAUGGAGAUUAAAGAGAUUGCAAUUUCAUCCCUUAUUGUUGGGAUUAUAGUUGUCCUCAGAAAAACCAAACUGAGGACUCAACAAGAGGAUGAACUGUGGCUGUAUUAUUCAGAAAGCUGCUCUGAUAAGGCUGAACGUACAUCUCCAUCUCAUGAUGAGAGUCUCUCAGAGCCAAAAUUUGGAAUUGUAUAUUGAUAGUGAGUCUAUCCAGAAGGACCAGCAAUUUAAUCCAGUAUUAGAACUUUGGAACUCUUGUGUAGUCCCAUAUAUUACCUGAAUAAAACAAACACAGAGGAGUGGGAAAAUUAAACUGAUUUCUGAAAACUCUAAGGUUUAAUGAACUUUGGAUCUUGUACCAAUGUAUGGUCACUACUAUUUGUUUCUACAACUAGAUUUAAGUCAGUGAUUUGACAAUCUUCACCAAUCUCUCAGAAUAACUUUAUUUUUAAAAAUACUGUUAAGGUUUUGACAAGAGGAACUUUAGCUGACCUGCAGGGACCUGUAAAGUGAAGAUUCAAUCCUGUGUACUAGUACUUAAGGAAAGAUUUUAGCUAGAAAGUGGAAGAUAAAGCUGAGUUCCAGGGAUCAAGUGUUAUUUUUCAGCAUGGUACUACCUUGCCCAAGCUGUAGUGUAUCAUCCUGACAUUCUUCUCCUGUUCUCCCUUUCCCUUUUUUGAGGAGUAAGAUAUAUAUCUCUGUCUCCCUCUCUUCCUUUUCCUCCCUGUGUAUGAGAAUACAGACAUGCUUCCUGUAAAGACAUUUUUCUCUAAAUCUCAUUCCAUACCAGCUCUUGCAUAUGUGACUGUUAUGUUAUUUGAGAUGUCUGUGAAAAAGAAAUAAAGGCUUUAAGAGUGAACUCUGGAAA
This is a messenger RNA of Corvus hawaiiensis (hawaiian crow), 11794 nucleotides long. RefSeq names its product transmembrane protein 178B (gene TMEM178B). NCBI's taxonomy places the organism in Eukaryota, Metazoa, Chordata, Aves, Passeriformes, Corvidae. Gene Ontology annotation, cellular component: membrane. The transcript has 4 exons. The coding region runs from base 980 to 1864 and encodes 294 amino acids. The record is from RefSeq and is a predicted model, not a curated record.